AUGCCUUCUUCACUAGUUAAAAUAACGGACCUUGAACUGAGAUGCACGUCCAUCCUCUCCUCAAAUGAUCAUCUGCAUGCUUUAUGUCUGCACCAUGGUAUCAUACCACCUGACUCUAUCCCCCUGGGCAGUGCGGGUGGUCCACCUAAGGCCUCAAGUACUCUGAAUAGAGGGACCUCUCAGGUCCUGAAAGAACCAGUUACCACCUCCAAUCAGUUUUCUGUUCUCUGCGAUUUGCCAGAAGCCACAAAGGGCUGCCCCUCUACCUCCUUCCCUGUCACCUCCCAUCGUUUGAAGAAACAAAAACCGCCAACUGCAUCUAACUCUCCUCGAUCCAAGAGGUCUCAUGCAACAUAUGCCCCUCGAAUCGAUGCAGUUUACAGCCCUACUCUCCGAAAAUCCCCUCAAAGAAGACCCCCUCCUCCACUUCGUGAACAGAGACAGACCCCUCUCCCCACUGGGAAUCCCCGUGGCUCCCCACCGCCUGUCAGCAAUGUCCGCGCCUCUGUGGAUCCACCCCUCCCGACCUUCAGAGCCAACAAUAUCACACCCCGCAGACGUUCAUCCCCCCAUCCUGUCUCUCCAAACUAUGUUGCUCCUGUUUACGCACCGCCAAGUGACUUACCUCCGUGCCCUCCGUUCCCUAGACAUAUGAACUCCUUCACUUCAUCUCCAGUGUCUACACUCCCGGGGCAUACGUCCCAUGGCCAGAACGAUGCUGCUGGCUCAUCCUAUAGAGCCUCCCUCGCUGACCACUCGCUGCAUACUGCUUUUGAUGUCUCUCCCAACAACGCUUCUUUCAUACCACCUCCUACUCUUAAUCGCAGCGUCAGGAUGAAUAUCGGCAAAUCCUCCCCAACUUUAGCUCUUCCUGUUAGUGAGGGUUCCUCUCUACCGUCACAUUCUCCCUUGCUCGCCAGCGUGAAGUCAGCAAUAUCCUCUGAUGGCAAAGAACAGCACAGUCCCUCGCACCCUUCACAGGGGUCUGCUAGUGGCAUCUCUCUCCCCUCCCCAUGUCCCUCGACAGCUAGCACUUCUGUCCCCAUCUCUGCGCCAACGACAGCGGUAGCUAUUAACUUAUCAGGCUCGCACUCACCGCCUCCUACUGGUCCUCAAAAGCAAACUAGUGAUACGCUGAUCUCCUCCCCCAACUCCAGGAACUCGCUCAACUCCUCGCACCACCCUCCCUCUGGCAAACCAAAUCCUCUCACCAAUGCUGCCCAGGUGAAGGCAGCAAACGUUACGAAACAUUCCAAUCACUACAGACAUCUUCAUAGUACCUCUAUUUCACAAGCUCCCAGUACUCAUCAGCAUGUACCGCCAGCAGAAUUUGUCUCCCAAGACUCCCUCCUGGAUUUUCGCCAGGGCCGGGCCUCUCUGCGCACUCAUAUACAGCUCAUGGAAACAGUGUACUAUGCUGCAGCCCAUGCCUUAAACAACCUGACUAUCCCAUAUGUGUACCACGACAAAGUAAUGAUCUCCCAACUUCACAUGAUCCACCACCAGAUCCUGGGAGCCACGCAAGCCAGUUUGAACCUCCUCCCCGCUCACCCCCAGUCAAAUUAG
Lytechinus pictus (painted urchin) is the source of this 1566-nucleotide messenger RNA. Its product is annotated as mucin-2-like. The record is from RefSeq and is a predicted model, not a curated record. Lineage: Eukaryota; Metazoa; Echinodermata; Echinoidea; Temnopleuroida; Toxopneustidae. The transcript has 2 exons. Bases 1 to 1566 code for a protein of 521 amino acids.